AUGGCGGAUGUUUCGUCUUCGAGAAACUGCAAAAAGGUGAGUUUUUCUACCGUUUUUUAGUUUUUAUUCUCCUGCUGAAAAUAAUGACUUUCUAACCACUAGCCAUGUUCAUUAAUACGAUCUUUUUCUCCCCUUGUAAAAUAGAAAUCGAUGUUUUGGAUAUUAAUGUCAUCUUUGAUUCUCUGUGUCAAUGUACUCCCCGGCGCGUCUUUCUAUCUUCCUGGGAUUGCUCCCAUCGAUUACAAAAAGGGAGAGAAACUCGAUGUAAAGGUGGGUUGCUUUAUGAAAACUAUUCCUUAGCCAUGUGCUGUUAGGGAUGUUAUUCACAGUGGAUACUCAUUCUAUAUAUAUCUAGCCAAUUAUUUUAACUAUAUAAGUUUAUAACAUUAACUAUAUUUUAAAAAAAAUUCCUUUAAAGGAGUUUGCUGGUAAGUUUACAUUCAGCUUUGAACCUUAUAAUUUACAUCUAUAUCAAAUGUAUGUAAACAUAAUUAAAGCUGGAAUUGUCAUCACACUGUCCCACUGCCAGAAGGCAUCCAUAUCCAAGUUUUCAUUUUUUAUCAUUCAAAGAAGUUGCCAUGCCAUUUACAAUCUUACAAUCUUGUUUAUAUUUUAUCCUCGGGGUCGAAGUUGCAGGUUUACAGAUGUGACUAAAUGUCCUUCAACCAAAACCCUGAUCCUUAUCAUAACACCUUCAGCUGCACUCCCACCUGCAUCUGAAAAUUAAACCCAACAUUUUUGAUAAAUUUAUUUGGUCAGCUUUGUUGGUGUCUAGUUUUUUUGUUAUGCAUAUUAGCUUAUCCUGUUCCUGUAUUUUAUGGUUCUCAUUAAAUGCUGGCAACCAUCUAAAAAAAAUGGCUACUUUGAGGCUUCUUGAGCCAUCCAUUUCUGGAGGAAAAAGGGCAAUAAAGUGAGGGAGUGAAAGCCUUAAAUUGCCUGCAGCACUUAAUUUCCAGGCCACCUUCUUUUUCAUCCUAGCUGCCUGCUUUAAAAGAUAAUGAGAAUCCUGUAUAUAAUUAUUUUGGUCAUAUACUGUAUAGUUGUGAGUCAUGAGAUAUGUUAAAAAAUAUGUAUAUGUUGCAGUUAAUUUUUUAUCCUAGUUAAUUUUUGUUUUUCCUUUGUUUAAAAUUCAUUAGCAUACAUUACCAUACCCCAAAACAAUGGAAAAACAAAAAUUAACUAGGAUAAAAAAUUAACUACAACAUAUAUAUGAGCGUGAGUCAAUAAUUAAACAAAUGAAUUUUUUAAAAAAAUGAUUCAAGCUUUCCCUGCAUUCAAAGGCUAUCUGUAAAGUCUACUGUGGCCAGUGUGCAAAGAAAGUAGUGUCUGAUAGGCUGGGGCUAGUGGAUUUUGCUAUUGGGCUAGUGAAUUCUUUUUUUAACUUGCCCAAUGGGCAAGUGAUGUUUGUUGAGGAAUUCGAAUAACAGAAGAACUGUGAAAUCAAUUCUGCUUGUCAAAAAGCUUUUGGGGCUAGUUGAAAUGACAUCUGGGCUAGUAAAUGCUAGCUGCUGCUUGCCCAAGUGGCAAGCUGUAAAAAUGAUUUCCUUUGCACCUUGGUACCCCUUUCACUCAUACGUGAUGUAGACCAAAUUAUUUUGAGAUUACCUUUGAACCUCUUCACAACAGCCACCUUGGGGACACGAGAAAGUGGCCGUUGUGGACGUGUUAUGGCAGUUGGGGACAGACUUUAGUGGCCAGUGGCCGUUGCCAUUAUAGAGAAGUGGCCAAUAUAGAAAGGUUUAAGUAAGAGUCAAUUUAUGGACUGCAUAAAAAGUGACCAUUGCAGAGAGGUGGCUGCCAGUAAAGGUUCGAAUGUAUUUAUUGCUGUAAUCUUUAAAUCUGUGGAUGAAAUCCUUUACUGUUACUUUUAAAUGAGACCUUUGGAAGAAUCUAUGAAAAUAAUUUGGAGUAUCAGUAGCAUUUUACAAACUAAAAUUUGAAUUUUUUUGUGAAGUCUUCCUUUUGCCAGUUGUGAAAAGGUUACAUAAUGGAAAUCAGAGAUUGUUCAGCCAUCCAACACACUUCAAUCUUACUGCAAAAGAAAUUUCUUAAUUCUCACUGUGGCAACUGCUUUGGAUGCUCCUUUUUACUUUACUGGCUACAGGCCCGGGUCAGAUUAUAUUACUGGGCUUAUGAUCCUGACAACUGGAUCCUGAGAUUGCUUUUGUAUCCUAAUUCCUUUGUUUCAAUUCCUAUUAAUUGGGAGGAAAAACAAUUAAACUCAGGUGGACAGUAGUUACACUGUCACUGCUUAAUUGCAGAUUAAAAGACAUUUUUGUUUGUAACGUUUAUACUUGUAAUAAUUGGUGUACAUGUGCUAGUUUUGAAUUAAAAAUAUUGUGCGGUUUACUUUUGUAUUGGCGGGGUUAAGUCUUGGAAAAUGGUUGUGAAGGUUACAAUAAGCUAACAGUUGUACCUGUUUGAAAGAAAGUGUUAAAAUAGCUGAGAUCUUGUGUUCCUUACUUGUGACCUUAAGUUGUAUAUGUUUACGCACUGACACCAGUAGCUGAACUUGAUGACUUUUUAGGCAGUUAAAAUGACAAGUGUAAAGACACAGUUACCAUUUGAGUACUACGCUGUACCCAUUUGCAAACCAGACAAGUUGCAAUACAAGCCUGAAAAUCUAGGUAAGUUGUCUAGUAAGGUUUUUAUGUCCUUUUUAAACUUUUCCUGUUAAGGUUUUUUAUGUGCUCAUUUCAUAACAGAAAUUACAAGAAUACAUUAACAAAUUUGAUCACCUUUGUAAAGUUACAUCAUAUGAUUUUGUUCUCAGGUGAAGUUCUUCGAGGGGAUAGAAUAGUCAACACACUCUAUGAGGUAUGGGAAGUUGUGUGAAUGGCAUUCAGUAUCACUAUGAAGUUUUCCAAUUCCAGAAAGUUUAUGCUUGAUUAACUAAGCAUUUCCUUCUUUAGUAAGUCCUUUCCAUUUAGCAGUAUUACUUAAUACAUGUUUCUGUACAGCAUAUACUGUAGGUGACUGUAUAUGGUUUAAAAGUGUAUGUUCAAUUAGUAUUUUUAUGUCUAUGUUACAGGUCAAAAUUAUAUUCAGGUUAAAAUAUUUUAACCUAGGGGUUUAACCUGAGUUUUAAUUUUAGCCUGUAAGCUCUGUGUACAUUGUCUUGUUGUUCACUUUUGGCCUGUAUAAUUUAUUAGAUUAAUAUGGCAGAAGACAAAGGUUGUACAUUGCUAUGCCAACCAAAAACUUUAACUGGAGAUGAAUCAACAAAGCUUGUCAAGUUAAUAUCUGAAGAAUACCAUGUUCACAUGUAGGUAUCUUCAAUAGCUAUCCUAAGUAAAGAAUUGAGUUUUGAGGAUCACGUUUUGAGGAUCCAGUCAAGUCUUGAGUCUUGAAACUUUUCCUACUAAAAUGACGUCUUGUAAUUGCCCAGCAAAAGAGAAAACAGAUGGGAAAAAAGUGGGAUGGAGAGAAAAAGAAAGGAAAAACUUGAUGGGACUGUAUCACUUUUAUCUCACAAUUUUGGGCAGUUAUGACUCUUUUUAGUCAGAUAGUGACCAAAAAAUGGCUCCACCAGCUUCAAACAGUGUUUUUUCUGUCAAAUUUUCAAGAGCAAAAUGUUUAAUGUUUUGUUUACCCGUAUUCUCUUUCAGGGUGAUUGAUAACUUGCCUGUGGCUACAACAUUUGAACUGGAAGGCAAGGUACAUGUAAAUUGAUAAUACUUUUUGUAGGCUAGAGCAGAAACUAUUUCUUUUUGUUAUUUUAUAACUGCUUAUGGUCAUUGCUUGGAACUUGUUAAUUUGUCAGCAAGAGCUGUUGAGUUAUCAGAGAGAUUAAGAGUGACAUUUAAGGAAGAUGGCUAACAUGAAUUUGUACCAUGUGACCAAGUUUUCUCGCUACCUGUCAUUUGUUAUUCAUUACUUCUACCCAAAAAAUAAGUAUUUUUAUGUCAUUUUUAUCCAUAAGAAUUGUUUUGAGCUGUUUUUAUAAGCCUAUUUUCUGUUUUGACAAAUUCUCAACUUGAAACUGACUUUUGCUGUUUGCCGUUAACGUGACUGUUAAUAGAGGCCUUUAGAUUCAAGGACGAGGACGACUACGAGUACGAGAUUUCACUUAAAGUUUCUUCGCGUCUUCUCAAAAUAUAGACUUCCCGGAAAGCUUCAUUUUACCAUUUUUCACCAGAAAAGUUAGCAGUGUUACCUUUAGUGAAGCAGGUUACACCCUCUCCUGAUCGCAAAAUGAUAAAACUUCUAACAUUUGAGAUCUUGUUUCCACUACUUCGACAUUCUCGCUAAAACUCGUAGUAGAAUGACGACGGCUACCACGUUUUCCCGCCAAAAUGACGCUGGUUCACGCGCGGGCACUACUUAGUACUGAGAAAAUCUCGUACUUGUAGUCGUACUCGUCUUAGAAUCUAAAGGUCUCUAAUCUCUCUGUUACUUCAAAAAUAACAGUAUGGUAUAAACAUGCCAACCUACAUGUCUAUGUAUUGGCAGUAUUUUUUUGUUUGAUUCCUUAUUCUAUUUUACUUUACAUGUACAUGUAACCUUUUGCUUUCCUUGAACCAUAGAAACAGUAUGAUCACGGAUUUAAACUUGGAUUUGUCAUAGACAAUGUAAGUGAGUCAAACAGUAGCUGAUUUAAACUAAACUAGCAUAAGAGUGAUUUUACUUAACCCGUGAAAUAGGUAGUAGAAUAAUACGCACUAUUACGCACUAAUUCUAUUGUCUUCUUUUGUUUAUUUGUAGCUAUUUUGCACUAGUUGUUAUUAACUGUUUUCCGUGUCAAGAAAAAUCUCUGUAAUGAAAUAUUAAUAGUAAUAUUAUUCAAAAUCUCUCAAACCCAUCUUAGAACUUUGUCUUCUCUUUUUAGAACAAUUUUUUGAACAAUCAUUUGAAAAUGGUCCUUAAAUACCAUACCUACGAUGAGUAAGUGUAUUUUAGUUGUUAUUAAUUUAGUUGUUUGUUAAGAAAAUUGAAUUACAACUAUAAUGACAGCAGUAAGAAUAAUGGUGCAAUGUGAGAAGUUCAAUGAGCUAAAACUUUUUCAGGAGCGGAACAAGGUUGUCCCUAGUGUGAAGAUCGGCAAAACAGUUUUCUCAAAUUUUAUGAGUACCUUUAAAACUGAAGAAUUCUUUCUGACAAGAAUUAAGUUGCAAAGUUGUACCUCUGUGGGAGACGUGUUGGGGCCUAUCCACUUUAGCAGACAAAUUAGGAAUUUUCUUUGAAACAUUUCAACCAAAAUGGUGAUAAUUUUCGUUUGAAAGAAUUUAUCCGCGUGAGAAACUAUUUACUCCUAGUGUGAAGAUCGGCAAAACAGUUUUCUCAAAUUUUAUGAGUACCUUUAAAACUGAAGAAUUCUUUCUGACAAGAAUUAAGUUGCAAACAGCAUGCAAAAAUUAGAAUUUUCUUUGAAACAUUUCAACCAAAAUGGUGAUAAUUUUCGUUUGAAAGAAUUUAUCCGCGUGAGAAACUAUUUACUCUUAACAGCAUGCAAAGAAAGUCAGUUUUACAGCCUGCCAUUCGGGCAAGCUGUAGCUAGCAUGUACUAGCCCACAAGUCAUUUCAACUAGCUCCAAAACACUUUUGAUUAACAGGAUUGAUUAUAAUCCUUCUGUUAUUUGAAUUUGCCCAAAAAACAGCACUUUCCCGUCGGGCAAGAUAAGAACAAAAAUCACUAGCCCAAUAGCAAAAUCUACUAGCCCUGGGCUAUUGGACAGGACUUUCUUAGCACACUGCUUAACAGACCGCCACAUCUGUCAACACUUAAUGGAAAGAAUAACUGCUUUUUAACAUCAAAUGAUUGGCAAGAAAAAUGUUUAUUUAGCUGAUUUUGUUCAUUUUUUACCCACGGCUUAUUUUGUCUGUUGCGCCUUUGAAGAUUGUCUCAUCUCAAACAAACUUUGAAUAGACCCAAAUGACUAUCUGAAUUUGUUAAGCAUUGAUGAUGACAGAAAAUUUGUCCAGAUAAACAGCUUUUUUGACAGUGUGGAUUUAUAGGCCCUUACACAGCAAUCUUGGCCACCCAAGUUCACUUAGUAGUAAUCCAGUUUGUAUCUCUGAUCCUAUAAUCCAAUGGGAACUGCUAGGACAUGCCAUGGUGAGUCGCAAAAAUGUCUCUGGACUGUAAUGAACACCUCUUCAUCAACAGUGACCAUUAACAAAAAGAUUGCAUACAUCUGUAUUUGGCUAAUAAAAAUUAUUAUGCUUUUAGUUUUUGCGGAGCAUGCAAGAGAAGCAAUAUUUGUUAUCGUUAAUAGUCUUAUGAAAUAAUGCAUUUUUCUUCACAGUGAUUCAUACCGAGUUGUUGGAUUUGAAGUGGAAACAAGAAGGUAAAAUACCGAUUGAUAGGGUUUAAUUCAUCUGCCUUCUGUUUCUCUCUAUUAACUGAUAGAUAAGAGAUAAACAUGUAUGGGCAUACAGCUGAACCGCUGACAACCAAAUGUUAAGUUUAAUUUUUUAUGUCUCUUUUUUUGAUACUCUCACUCGAGAAGUCAGCAAAAUAUGUGUUGUGUUUCCUUCUAGCAACAGUUGUUUGCUUUGAUUUUUUAUUCAUGAGGAAAUCUGUUGCUUGAGCCACAUUCACUACACUGUACAGUACUUGGUGACAACAUGUCACUAAAUUAGGGGCACUAGGGGAUGAAAGAAAAAAAGAACGAAAGAGGGGUGGGAAAAGAGGAGAAAGACAAGAAGGGAGGAAAUGUGUAUGGACAAAAUGAAACGGUAAGGUGGAGUUCAAAACACACAAAUGGUAGGGAAAGCUGCCUUAUCAAUACUUAACUGUUGUAAUAAGCGUGAGACAGAAAAUAUCCGACUGUCUGACAAGAUUUUAACUGGCAACCUUCAGGAGAAGACAUCAGAAAAGGUGGCAAUGAGCAUUAUUUAAGUUUAAAGAAAGCUAUUAUAAGAACACAGAGGAAUAGUGAGAAAAAUUACAGUUGAAAAUAAUAUUGUUUGUAUCUACAGUAUUGCAAGAGAUGCAGUAUCUAAUGAACAAGGCAGUAACAAGUGUUCCUUCACAUCUGAUAAGCCAUCAGGACAAGUGGUCGCUCCUGACAGUAAGUAUUCUUCUGUACCCAGACAGUAUCCAUUGUGGUAUUUUAGAGUGGUCAAUAGAAAAUGUGACCAUCUCCAGAAAAUCAACACUAACACUUUUCCGUUUAAUGGCUAAAGGCAUUUACAACUCGUUACAGAAGUGUUAAAACAGGUUUUGGAAAUCAUUAGAAGCAUUUGGAAAAUCAUUAGAAUUUUUUAACCUGCUGUUACAAGCGUUGGAAAAACUGUUCAAGGCAUUAGAAAAAGUUGCUCAAAUUUUGCAUCAAAAACGUUUGAAGCGUUAAGAGAAGUUGUUAGAAUUUUGUUCACUGCUUGGAAGAUUGAAGCAUGAGCCAUGGUAAGUUUUUUUCAUCAUUAAACCUGAUUCUUAAGGUUCAAGCUUAACAAUGUAUUGACUUGAGUUAAACAGAUAGAGAGAUUACUUAAAAUCACAAAGAGAGCUUAUUUCUGUUUUAGCUUUAAAAUCAACAAAUAGAGGCAAAAGAUCAAAUUGAUCCUGUAACAUAUGAACCUGAAUGACAAGUUAGCUAAGUACAGAAAUUCCGUCCCAAAUUGCCAAAAUAUCUGACAAAAAAAGGUCUCACAAUUAAAAUGACACAUUAGUAAGCUGUCUACAAUGAACAAAGGAAAAUCUGAAACAAAAGCAAGAUGUUAAGAAAAUGUGAAAACAAUCCACCAUGUUUUGGUCAAACAUGUGCUUCGAAAACUUGCCUUGUUACUAAGCAUGGACGAACACAAGGCAAACUUGUGUGUUCUGUUUUGAUUGAGAGGCGAUUUCUGUGAACAUUUCAAACAUAAUACAAUGAAGAAAUGAGGGAAAAUAGAUAGCAGCAAAAAAACCAAACAACAAUAUUUAUUAUUUAAAACUUUUUUUUAUGUAAGCCGUUUAUGUCGUUUAGUCAACCCAUUAAGCAAACUGUCCAGAAAAUGAAGGCAAUCCGCUCAAACACUUUCCACAACCAUUAGAAAUUUUCGGUUACCCGUUAAAAGCAUUAAUCAAAGGGUUAAAAUGCUUUGAAAAUCCAUUAACAAGCCAUUCAUCGGCUGUUAGUUUUUGCCCGUGUAAUGGAAAAGUGGUAUUGUAUGUUUUCCUGGAGAAGGUCACAAAAAAGUAACAAAUUGUUUUUGUAGGGGUGACACAAUUACUGGCAAACCAAUAGUUUUCAUUGUGGCUCACCAGGUGAAGAAUCUCAACUGGCUGCAGGAAAAACCAGUUGGCUAUUUAGAAUCACAUAUGACCGCGGAGUUAAACCGGAGACUAGCAAACAUAAAUGGGCAGGGAUUGAGCUCAGGGCCUCCUUCCAACAUUCUUUAGAACUCUUUGGCCAUGCUGCCUCCUGCAGUUUAUACAUUAGAUAUUUAUCUGUUGUUAGGUGAUUCAUGACAGAAAACUGGGGUUGUAAACAUGACAUGUUUUGUUUUGUGUUGUAGGCUGUUUUGAUGCAGUCUUUUUUAUACGGGUGUCACUAAAAGUUUCAAUAACAGACAAAUCAGUUCUACAUUAGUUCUUAGUUUUGUGCAUGUUGUCUUAGCUAAAAACAUUAAAACCAAUCUUAUUACUUCAAAAAAAAUUUACAAACCCUAAUUAUUUUUUACAGAGGAAAAUACUUUGGUAUACACCUAUGAAGUAAAAUGGGAGGUAUGUAAGCCUAGAAACUUGUAUUGUUGUAGGCUUUGUGGCUUUUCUCUAUUCCAUGCAAUGACAAGUUCAAGUUUCUGUAGAUCUCUGGUGUAGAAGUAACAUUAUUAUUACAUUCUCCUGACGUCAAACAAAACCUAAUGUAAACCCAACCUGCAAAAAGCCUUGCGAUGAACAUUUAGCAGUAAAGAAAGUUAAUUUGUUGUUUGGGACAAGUACCAGAAACGGAAAUAUGUCAUAGACCUUAGACUUCUGUUCCCAGGGUCUGUAAAUUUGUUUAGAUCAGAAGUGCCUGAGAGGAAAAACAUGUUAAGAAAGACUACGAGAGAUAUUGAGAAUGCUCAAUUUGGAUAAAGUACCAUUGAAAUGACAAAGAAAAUCAGCUGGACAUACUGUUGGUUGGCAGAACUAAGGCUAGUAAUCGGAAGGCAAUCAAACAUAAUGAUUUUGAAUUGGCUUUGGCAAACUGCACUCUGCUCUCGCAGGGAAAUUUCUUCAAAACAAGUUGUGAGUUUUUUUGUAUUUGAAACCACUCAGUAAAAACUAUUAAGUUUAGUUUUAAGCUUAUUUGUGAACAUGUCAGCUAAAUAAAGAAACAACUUAUUGGCAUUUAUAAACAAAACAUUUUUUCACUGGUUUCAUCAACAAAUUCAAGUCAAACAGACAAAGCUUAACUUCCAAACCAAAUUUUGUCACCUUCCUGUAUUUCGGGAACAGCCUGUUUGAUUAUUUGUGAAAUUUCUUUGUCUGUUGUGGCAACAAACUGGGAAGCUACUUUGUUUGAAACGUACACAAGUUUGGCAUCGCUCGCUCACUCGGUGGAACUGGAGGUGAAUCAGUGAAUAGCACUUGAUAUCCCGAUUUUGAGUAGCCAAUCAGAGUGAGCAAAAUACACUAUCCACUGUUUUAGUAUAAUACUUAAUUCGAUUACCAGAAGCUGUCCUUUGUGUCCUCAAGGGCUGUUUUCUAAUUUGAAAACAGAUGUGAUAUGUGCAGUUCAUCAGGGGAAUAAAAAAACUUUUACUUCAUUGUUUAAUACUUAAAACCUUUUUUCAUUUCACUCGGGUUGAUUAAAACAACUACUAUACACUUUGGUCUCGAUAAAAAAGAAAUGUGGCUCUAUCAAACAGAUCCUCCUAAUCCAACUUGUCCCCACAUUUCACUGAAACCUCUGAAUGUUUCCACUUUGGUGAUGUUGCAGGUCAAAAUUAAAUUCAGGUUAGAGUUUUUUAACCCAGGUUGAUUCACAAUUUCCUUUUUCACCUAGCCCUAAUUCAUGAAUAAUUAUGGCUAGGAGACAAUGGAAAUUGAGAAUCAACCUAGGUCCUCAGUUAAAAAAUUUUAACCUGAAUUUAAUUUUGACCUCUAAUAGUGAUAUAUCCAAAAGUAAACAUUCAAACAAGCUUAAUAAUUCCUGAUUAUUGCUAGUGUAAUAAAGUAGGUAUAUACAGUGUAAUAGAAAACUGACAACCAGAGACUGAUGGCAUGAAUUUGACUUAUGAUGCAGGCCAGCGAUAUUGUGUGGGCUUCCAGAUGGGACACCUAUUUAGCCAUGAGUGAUGUUCAGAUUCACUGGUUUGCAAUUGUAAACUCUGUCGUUAUUGUCCUUUUUCUCUCUGGUAAGUCUGCGUACUCUUUUACUUGAAAUCAUUUAACAUUUCCAAGAACCCUAGUAAACACUCCCACUCCUUGUUUUUGAGACAGCUAGUUGUGGUACGUGUAUCUUGACUUCAGCCAAGACUCUCCUGGGAGACUCCUCACCAUUACAGACGGUUACCCUUGUCUAAAGGGAUUAACCUUUAUGUAAUCCCUGAAUCUAUGCUGUUGAUUGGUACGGCAGAACAUUUUCUUCAUGACUCUGGUAAGGCUGGAGAAACUCUCCUCUUAGUAAGUCCUUUUUUAAAAAAAUGAGAGGCUAAAGCCCCACAUCAUGGCAGACAAUUUAUCACAGGAGUGGAUUGAGGGUGAGACUUGCAGACUGACUGACGGGUAAAUGAGAUAAACAUUGUUGUGAAAUGCUCUAACAGAUUCCCUAUCCCUAAACUAGACUUUUAGGAGAUCAUGUUAAGUUUAGGGACAGGGAAUAAUAUUAAUACAUAAUAUACAUAAUAAAUAAAUAUAGUUUAUUUCACUUUCUUGCAGUUAAAAAAUACUGAAUGAACAAGUGAUACGUAUACAAUCUAAAAAAUACAACAUAACUAUGCUAGGACUUUACAAAUAAUAAUUACAUUAUUUUAGAUAUUCUUAAACAUGAUUGCUAGUACAAUAAUAAUUAUUAUUAUUAUUGUACUAGCAGUGGUGUUUAAGAAUAAUCUAAAUGUAAAAAAUUAGUCGGCUCUCUUAGUUUUUCUUAAUUUGUUUAUUGUUCUUUCACUAGCAGAUCUUAAAUUAUAAGAGAUAGAUCUUGUUUCAGAUUUUGUAAUGAGGAAUGAUAUUGGGUUAUUGUGAUUGCUAGCCAUAUCACAGACAAAUCGACAACACAGGGAAACCUUUCUAUUUGCUAGAGAUUGAGACGUUUGCCUUUAAAAGGGCUUGAUUAUACACUGUGCAUUCAGGAUUUAUAAUUUUGAGUGCUCUCUUUUGAGUACAUUCUAUCCUAUCAGACAAGUACUCUGGAAUGUCCUUCCAGACUUGAAUCACACAUUCUAAAAUUGAUCCAAUGUUACUUAUAUACACUUUCAAGAUGUCAUGUGGGUUGACGCCUGCACGUUUUAAUAGUCUUGCGGCAUACAAACAUUUUGCCGCUUAAGCAAUGAUACAGUCUACAAGUGAGUUCCAUUUACGAUCUUUUUAACCCUUUAAACCCUAACAUCAAAAUUCAAAUUCUCAUUUGUUAUCCAUAGACAUUUUCAAUAGAAGUAGUGGGGAGAAUUUGUUGAAGUAUCAAUUAGAUUCAUCUUGUGUGAUCAUGUCCGUAAUUCUCAUGACCACUCUGUUUUACAAAGCAUUGAUAUCACAAGGAGAAAUUUGACGCUCAUCACUCUUAGGGCUUAAAGGGUUAAAGUAGUUACUCUGAGUAGUUUGUAUGUCAUCACAGUCUCAACUACUUGGUUCCCAAUACAAAUAGGUAUCAUUACAGUAUUACGAUUCGCCAUGAAGUCAACAACCAUUUCCUUUCAUUUCUAAAUUUUUGGGUUUCACUUCAUUCUAUGACUUAUACAAUACUCAUGAAUGUCUCUAACUGCUAUGUCAAGCAUACUUAUGUAAUUUCUUUGGAUGACUUCAAGUACAGUAGUAUCAUCAUCACAGCAUUUCAUCAACAUAGCAUGUUGUCAUUUCACAGCAUUGUUUACCUUGUUCACCACAUUCUAUGCCCAUGGUAAAUUGUCUCUCCUACAUCACAGCCCCCUUGUUGCACUUUCAGUUGACUUCAGCCUAGUGCAGACAUUUUGCUCUGUAGCUUUGAUGACUUUGUCAUUAGAGAUUUGACUGCUUUUAAAUAACCUAUGAUGCCUAGCAUUGUAAAUAACACAGCUCCAGAAUAUCUGACUUCGUGUUUUGUUCGUUGCUGCAAUUUAACUAGUUAUAACCUUAGAGAGAAUGAAUACAAGGUCGCUGUUCCACAACCCCGUACUGAACUUUAUAAAAGAAGUCUUUCUUACAGCGGAAGUGUAUUAUGGAACAGCUUGCCUCUGGAGGUGCGACAAUUGACAUCCCCUAGUAUCUUUAACGGAAAAUUAAGAGAAAAAAACUUUGAUUGACAAAUAAUUUAAUUAGCGAUAUUCUGUUUUUACACACGGCCUCCUUGAAAAGCAGGUGUUUUCUUUUCAUCUUUAUUAUUUUAGUUUUUAUCUUAGAUUUUAGAUUAGUUAGGAAGUUAGUUUUUCUAUACUUGAAUGUGAAUGUACCUGAAGGAAAUACCGUGUAUAAAUAAAGUUACCAUUACCAUUAUGUAGAGGACUUGAUAUGCAUGUAUCACUCAUACAGCUUUUAUUAAUGAACCUCAGGUUUUUAAAAAAGAUUAUUUACCUGUGACUUUUUUCCCUCCUCAGCUAUUGUAUCUAUGAUCAUGAUCAGGACAUUACGGCGUGAUAUUGCACGAUAUAACAAGGAGGAGGAAAUGGUAAAGAAGCCUAUUGAAUGAAAAGUCCUUAGCUGAGCUGAACGUGAAGAGAAGUCUUCUAAUGAUACGAUCCUUUUUAAUCACAUUAUGCCUCACAGGAAGACACCAUGGAAGAAACUGGCUGGAAACUAGUCCAUGGGGAUGUAUUCAGACCUCCUCAGAGGGCAUGGUUACUGACAGCAUUUGUUGGAUCAGGGGUGCAGAUCUUCUGCAUGGUUCUCAUCACAUUGGGUAGGUAUCUUGUGAACUAAUUUUAAUGUUAUUACAAAUUAUUAGAGAAGCUUAGUAAGAGCAGAGGAUUCAUUCAUGAACAAAGAAAUAAAUGAUCUUUUCAUAUGGUUUUAUCAUGUGUAACAUUGAAGAUUUGUAAGUUUAAGAGGUAGUGUUGGGUAUGCAGGGUUUCACUAUGAACAUUGUUAGCACGUCUUAUGUAUUUUUAUUGUUAUUUCAGUAUUUGCAAUGCUUGGAAUGUUGUCUCCAGCCAGCAGAGGAAGUCUUGUUACAGCUAUUAUAUUUCUCUAUGUAUUCAUGGGGUGAGUACAAAACAAAAGUGCUUGAAAUGACCAUGUUUUUUUCACUAUAUUCUUUGUAUUAUAAAUAAAUGUACAAAUUUAGAUAACAUACAUAUGCUUUUGGCCAAAGACUCCAGUUCCUACCUGCAUUGAAGUCUAGUAUUCUUUUGAGUGGCUGCUGUGUCACUAAAUUCUGAACCAGUAAUUCAUAAUGACCAUAUUUUAAAGCUACAAUAAAUACAUUAUACUUGGUUUGUGCUUUCCUUUUUCUUUUUCUGUAUAGGAUUUUUGCCGGUUAUUUUGCUGCUCGACUUUACAAGACAUGUAAAGGCCAAAACUGGAAGAAAUCUGCAUUGCUGGUAAUUUGUAAUUUCCUUAUUGAUGACCAACAUGCUCAUCUGCUUUCCUUUCACAUAGAUGUUGCUGCUAUGUUUGCAUUAGAUUUUUGACAUUAAAAUUUCUAUAUCAAACAAGAGGAAUAUUUUAAUACAGGCAUCAUGAUGCAUUUCUAUUAUUUGUCUCAAUGUCCAAUUUAUUGAAGCUUUUGACUGCAUGUCAGUCUUCUUCUGCAAUGACUUAAUUCACUGAUAAGUCCUGUAACAACACUGAACUCAGUCAUUGCCAAUAAAGACUUUGAGAUGCGGUUAAAAGCUUUGAUGCUUUAAUAUUAAGGGACUUUGAGAUCGAGUUCCCUCACUCAGCCUCUUCAUCCCAGCUGGGACAUAAAAAACUCAUUAAUAAUUCAUAAAGAAAUUCAAAGGAAUUUAAUGUUUAAUGAGUGUUUGGAAAUCAGAUGAAAAACUGCUCAUUUUUGCAUCCGUAAUUUCUCUUCUGAAAUCGUUUUGUUUGAGAAGUAAUAUCACGCAUUCAACACAGUGUUUCAUGACCAGACGAGACACCUCAAAGUCAAAAAUACUCCACUGUGCAUUAUAUUUCAACUCUCUUCUCGGUGUUUCCCCUGGCGAUGAAACACUGCAUCUCAUGCUUGAUGGAUUACUUCAAGGUCAAGAAUGAGCUUACAUAGUGUUUCAUUUUUUAUUAUGUUUUGUUCCCCAGACAGCUACUUUGUACCCUGGAUUUGUUUCCAUAGUUUGCUUCAUCUUAAAUUUCUUUAUCUGGGGACAACACUCAUCUGGAGCGGUAAGGCUUAUGAGAAAUAGUUCACAUUGAAAGUGCACAAAUGGACCCCUCGCAUAGACAGACACUCACAGAAAGUCAUAGUCUCCAUGGCAAACAGAUACUGCAUAAUUUUAACCUUUCUCAAAUGGACACUCUCCCAAGCAGGCACUUCUUCUGAUUGCAAGAAUGUCCAGUUACAGGAUUCAUGUUUGACUGUACCUCACAACAUUUUAAGGUUUUUUUUUACCUGUUAUGACAUUUAUUCAAUCCAUUGUUUGCUCUUAAUACUGUUCAGACAUUAGUCCCACAGCCAUAAAUGGCAAAUUAACUUCACUCCAUUGUUGAUACCUAAAAAACUGUAUUGACAUCUCGGGUGCCCAGCAUAUGAUUUGCACGAGAAAACUAAGAUUUUCUAGGCGCCCAAGGCCAUAAGUGAAGUGCCAGAGCCCACCGGGCUCUGCUAGAGCACAGUCCUGCAUCUGAUGGGUUUUCUGUGUUUGUAAUAAUUUUGUUCUAGAUUCCUUUCACCACUAUGCUUGCCCUGCUCUGCAUGUGGCUUGGGAUUUCAACUCCUCUAAUUUUCCUGGGCUAUUACUUUGGAUACCGAAAACAGGUGAGUUAUCAAACUGUAGGAAAUAUGUGUCUUGCAAAACCUUACCAAUUUUGGAGUGAUUGGGGCCACUCAAGUUUACCCCUGUUAAAUUUGGUGGGGUUGGGUACUGGAUGGUUGACGAGCUGCAAAUAUCCUAUGUUGUUGACUCUGGGACCUUGAGCUUCAAAAUAAAAGUGAAAAUCAAGGUAAAAGAACAUUUGUAUAAUUUUGUAUAUCACUUCAUGGAUGAGUUCGCUACUGUAUGCACAAAGGAAUUGUGUUUCAGUUUGGCUUUUUACUGUCAAAACCUUGCUUCCCUGGAAUGUAUCUUUGGUUUUUAUAUUACACUGAGGCAAACCCUCAAUGAACUUGAGGCUUUUUACUGCCAAUGACUGGUUUUACCAAUGUAGUUCCCUACUUUGGCUGUUGUCCAGUUUAAAUGUGAACUUGCAUUUUGUUUUCCAUCCAGCAGCCAAAAUUAUAUGCUAAAUAUGCUUUGCUAUAUGCAUUUAAAGAAUUUAAGGUAGGAAAAAAAGAAAAGAAGGAAAAAUGGUGGCGAGGGAGACAGAUGUUUGUUACAUCUAGCAAUCCCUGAAACUGACUUAACUCUCCAUUUAGACAGUUUUCCCACAGUUUUUUUUUACUCUUAACUUGGACAUUUCCGCGAGAUGCAAAGGGUUUAUCUUUCCAAGUACCAAAAAUGUACAAGAGCUUUUUUGCUAUUCAUUGGUAACUUAAAAUGGCAAAAGGAGUUUGGCACUGCCCCUCUGAAUAUCCUACGAACUUCAGACAUUUCGUUCUUUCUUUCUUUCUUUCUUUCUAAAUCUCUUUUGGACACUUGUCUGUUGUUAAAGAAAGAAAGAAAGACAGACAGACAGAAAUAGGAGUCUGCAUUAAAAAAUAUUAAUUUUGUGGAUGGUCACCUUUUCGGUUCCCAACCCCACCCAACAGGGCUUAACUUGGAUGACCUUGUUUUCUGCUAGGGUCAUCAGGUUUUGCAAGACUUGUAUUUCUAGAUCUGUGUCUUGGUGACUAAUGAAAGCUGUCAAUAUAUUGUUGUACAGAGUUACAUGGUGGUCGUCUUAAAAAGUUAACAGUUUGAAGUUUAGUGGCUCCCUGCUGUUGUGUUCUUUGUUUCUCAUUGAUUCUUUGCACCCAAUUGUAUCAAUGGUCGGCAGAAAAUGUAAUACUUCAUGCUCUUUUGGAAUUAUAACAUACUCCAAAAUGUUUUGUGUUUCAGCCUUAUGAGCAUCCUGUGCGAACCAACCAGAUUCCUCGACAGGUUCCAGAACAGUCCUGGUUUAUGAAUCCUUUGCCAAGGUACAUUGUAAAUAUAAAAUAAAUAAGUAAACCUCCUUUUUCAAAGGUUUGUAAUUGGCGUGGAAUUCUUAUAACUCUGCACCCUGGUUCAAACAAGACUCAAGAGGACUGCAUCUUUUGAUUGAACAACAGCAUUUAAUCCAAGCGAACAAUCUAUCACAAUGUACAAUUCUCACUCCUUCAACGAUCAGAGAAGAACUGCUGCAUUCUAAGAAUACAGAGGUUUUUUCUAUUGCCCUUGCAUAAGGCAGUAUUUUUACACAAAUCAGAUGUACAGUAAAUUCCCAAUAAUUACUGAAACAUAUAUAAAUUAAGUUAGUAUAAAAAUUGCAAAAUUGCACAUUCUUCCACCUUGUUUAGCCUUACUAAGUGCAUGCAGUUACAUCAUUUUAUAUAGUAAAUUUACUUGGACUUUGUCUAUGUUGUAGUUGAUUUUUUAUGGCAGGUAAUUAAUUUUUUGUUUUUCUUUUUUUGUGGGGUAUGGUAAUGUAUGCUAAUGAAGUUGAAACAAAGGAAAAAUAAAAAUUACCUGGGAUAAAAAAUUAACUACAACAUCUACAUUGUUAACAAAUUAAUAUUAAGCCAUGAAAUGUAUCUUGUUUGCACUACAAUUGUCAAUUUCUAAUUAGUAUUUAAUCACACAAUCAUUAAGUUAAGCAUGUCAGAUUUCUUUCGUGACAGUGAUAAAGACCUGACUCUGGCUUUGUGUUGUUCCAUAACAAAAACAUGUAAAACAUUAACUGAUCCUGUCAUUCUUUUAGUAACCUCAUGGCUGGCAUUCUUCCUUUUGGUGCUGUAUUUAUUGAACUCUUCUUUAUCUUGUCUGUAAGUAUAUAUUUUGCUUAGUAACAUUAAGAAACAAACUCAUCAGAUCACAAAUUCAGAUAUUUUGUGUUACUCAACAGAGAUUUAUUAUUAUUUUCUGAAAGUCCUAAAAUACUCUUUAAAUCUGCAAAUCUAUUUGGUAUACUAAUUUUGAAUAUUUUACGUUGAUGCCUCUAGGCCAUCUGGGAAAACCAGUUCUACUACUUGUUUGGUUUCUUGUUUUUGGUCUUCCUGAUUCUCGCCAGCUGUGUUUCCCAGAUUUCUAUAGUGAUGAUCUACUUUCAGUUGUGUACUGAGGUAAUCUUGAUAUUGCACACUUGGUAAAAUUUGGAUCAAGUUAUAUAGCACUGGACAAACAGCAGAAACAAUACUCAUUGCUAUUAUUAUUAAUACCAAUAUACCUUAUUUACUUGAAUAAGUGCCGCCCCCAAUGAAAAUUAAUGCUGCCCAUGAAUAAGCCCCUUAUUUGGGAGAAAGAAGUUAAUAAGGACUGCCCCUGAAUAAGUGUCGCGGCCCUGGUAUAAUCAAGAUCAAAAGACGUUAAUUCUUUUAGUUCUUAAAAUAUGGAAAAUAAUGAUACUGUAGUCAAUUCUUUAUCACCUCGCAACUUUCAAAUAAACACCUCCCUCAAAUAAGCACUGCUCUUUAGGAAAGAAAACUUUAAUAAGUGCAGGGUGCAAAGAAAGUCAGUUUUACAGCUUGCCAUUCGGACAAGGUGUACCUAACUUGUGCUAGCCCACAAGUCGUUUUACUAGCCCCCAAACCCUUUUUGAUGAGCAGGAUUGAUUACAGUUCUUCUGUAAUUUGAAUUCCCCCAAAAAAUCACUUGCCAAUCGGGCAAGUUAAGACCAGAAUUCACUAGCCCAACAGCAAAAUCCACUAGCCCCUGGCUAUCGGACACCACUUUCUUUGCACGCUGAAGUGCCUUGGUGCUUUUUCAAGUGAAUAGAGUAUUGCUGCAGCCUUAAUCAAGUAUACAUGGAUGCACUUUAGGUCUCUCUUACUUACCUGUGUAAGGAAUCUUUGUUGGAUAUUUUGAAUGUAUGACUUAAACCAUUGGUGUUUCUUUUUACAGGAUUACCAUUGGUGGUGGAGGUCAUUCUUUACAUCUGGUUCCUGCUCUAUCUAUGUGUUUUUAUAUGCUGUAUUCUACUUUGUUACAAAAGUGAGUUUUUUAGCAUCCAAAGCUCAGUGGAUUUUGUGAUUUAUGGAAAUAGUACUUUGCAUUGGUUCUUGCUGUUUUCUAGAUUAACAUGAGUACAAACUACUGACCCUAAUGCUACGUAACAUAUUUACUUGAUUAGGUGUCCUGGGUGCUUAUUAAUUUUUGAACCUUUAAGGUGGGCGCUUUUUCAGGGCUGGGCUCUCAUUGAAUUCAGUAAUAGUAAUUUUAUUUUCAAUUGCAACAAAUCAUGAAGAUGUUCCAAAGACAAAUUUUAACUGUUCAUUGAAAGUUUAAAAUAUUGGUCUUCAGGAAAGUCUCUUAGUCUAUGCCAAUCAGUAUUUUUUUUGUGGGUGGUGGUAGGGGCUGGGCGAUUAUUAACAAUUUCUGGCAAUAGGGUGGGCAGUUAUUUGAGAGGUUGAGGUUGGGGGCUUAAUCAAAUAAAUAAUUAUGGUAGAUUCUUUCUCUAAAUGCAGUUGUAGUAGCUGAAUAAUUACGGUGAUCACAGGAGUUUGCUUUCUUUGGUGUUGUUUUUGUUGUUUUUAAUAUCUCAAUUUAAUCCCACUCUCCUUUGUGUCUGCAUUCAUAUUCCUGUCUUUUGCCUCUAGCAAGCAUGGGGACAGGGAGCAGUGGGAAAGGGAAUCAUCCCUCUAGACUCAUGUCCAUAUGCGGGAGCAGGGAGUUAACAAAAGUUAAUACCGGCACCAACGUAAACCUCAACAUUUCCUUUGUGCCAUAAAUGAUUUACUUUCGUCUGCCCUGUUCCUCAUUUACGGAUUUGAUAAUGACCCACCUUCUUGACUGGUCUUUUCCUUAGCUUGUAGUGAUGUUGAUUAUGAUGAUGAUGAUGAUGAUGACUCACUGUCGUAAUGAUUUUUUCUUUUUAGCUCGAAAUCCAAGACUUUAUCCCAGGCCUACUAUACUUUGGAUACACAGUUAUCAUGGUACUCUCAUUCUGGCUUCUAACUGGCUCUAUUGGUUUCUAUGCAACAUACAUCUUCAUCAGACACAUUUAUGCAGCAGUGAAAAUUGAUUGACAAGUGCUUUAGCAUCAAUGAUACAUUGAAUAAGAAGUAAAUCACAACAACCCUGACCAUCAGCUGCAAUAGCUUAAUCUGUUGAAUGGAAAUUUUGUUUUUCAAGGGAUAUGCAUAAAUAUAAAAUGAGAUAUUUGCAGUGGCAGAAGAGGUGAUUUUAGUGUUAUGUAAAUUCUGGAACCUGUUGUUAAGUUUUGUCGGCUUUUCCUUGUUCAGAUUUCUUAACGACAUGUAUAGGUAUUUUAACUUUACACCCCAUUUUCUGUUAUGUAGAAUAAUGUAUCUAAAAGGCCUUUAGUGGUGAGAAUUGCUCAAGAACUGAACACUUUACCUCACAGUUACAUUUAUAUAAUUUUCUUGUCUAGACUAGACAGGCACCAAUACUUUUAUUUUGCCUAUUUAAAAUAUUUUAAUGUAACAAUGAUAAGCUGUAGUGGUAGAGAAUCCAAGAAGCCUCAGUGCUGUUGAAAUAACAAUUUUAUUUUAAUAUUUGUUGCCAUAGAUUAUGUAAGUGGUGUAGAUUCUGUCAAUAUUAUAAUUAACUUAAAUCUGCAGCUGAUUUUCAAGUCUACUUGCUCUUGAAGUAGUGUACUGUCGUUCACUGCAGCUUCAUGAAAACAGCUUUUGCUAUUUAACAGUUAAAUGCCUCUAUUUCACAAAGCAUUCAAGUUCUUUAGCUGAAACGGUCAUGAAGAAACGAAAAAAAAAAAAGGAUUGAUAUUAGACUAUGAACAUUGCUGUAGGUGACAAGAACUAGGAGGUAAUAAAAUUUGUGGGAAAAGAAGGAAUGCAGAAAUGACAAGAAUAGCCUGAGUAUCAAGCGUUUCUGGGGAAAAGGGGAAAGAUGGAAGCGAAAAAAGGAGAGAGCUGAAGGCUGAGUAUCAAGCGUUUCUGGGGAAAAGGGGAAAGAUGGAAGCGAAAAAAGGAGAGAGCUGAAGGCUGAGUAUCAAGCGUUUCUGGGGAAAAGGGGAAAGAUGGAAGCGAAAAAAGGAGAGAGCUGAAGGAGAGAAACGCCUGACACAGAUGCUUUUACUGGAGCCUUCCACCCCCACACAGCAUGAUUCGAUACCAUCCAAUCAAAAUCACUUCCGGUCAUUGGGUUGUCAGCUUCACGUGUCAAAAAGCUCGCCUAAAAUAAAUCUCACUUUACGGUUUGGCCGAGGUCCGGUGUUUGUGUUGCAUUUUGCUACGAUUUCGCUUUUUUUUAAAACCUCCAAUGAGGAGUUUUCGAAUAGCUGUAAUUUAAAACAUUACAGGAAUUAUAACAUGUUUUAAAAAUUGUGCUAGUAUAAGAUCGCCAACGCUCUGUUUGUAAAUAAACGUGCCCCGGAAAAUUGUAAAUUGCUUUUGUUUACAGAGUUACAUCAGGCGCUUGUCUGGCAGCUAAAAAGCUGAUGUUAUCCCUCGUAUCCUCGGACGGUUGAAAGGAGCUGCACGAAUAAAUAGGAAGGUGCGAUGGUGAAACACCUAUGCCUAGAAAUUAUCAAGCAGCAGCAAAUUCCACCACUUCACAGAGAGCCCGUGAAAGCUGUUACAAGUUAAAAAAAAAAGUGAGAGCCUUUAAUAGCAAAGGUCAACCCCGUUGGCGAAAUAUGAUGGCGCCCGCUUGAGCUUAAGACAUUUCAAAAGUGAGAAAAUUUUGGAAGAGGAAGCGAACGAAUUCCAAUCACGUACGCUAUCGUAACCACCACAAGCAAAGUCAAGCUCAGUUUUUAAAAGCAAUGGUGCUGUCGGCUAUUCUCAAUACAUGGCUACCACGCUCUAAUUUUAUUUACAGUAACAAUACCCUUUUAACGGUAGGAUGUUGUUUUGUCCCGGUCUAGUGAAACUAAUGCUCGGACAUAUAGUUUCGGCAGAAGCUGGUAUAUGAGGCGUUUCCAUACUCCGAGAACAUCUUCCAUUCUAACUACGAGGCUUUGAAAACACAAUUCUUGCUCGGGUUUUGUUUUUAUUCCCGGAAAGAACUUGAGAGCGCCCUCUAGAGCCUCUUUGAAUUCCUCUCUGCGUUUCUAUCCAUAAAAUUACCACAUGAAAUCAAAACACUGUGCUCGUGUUUACUUGCGGUCGGUGACGUCAGGGCGUAUUGUGUGUUAUCCAAUCACUACCACAUCCAGAUUCUGGAUGUGUCACACGACUUGCUGAAUGGUUUUGUGUCAGGCCUUCCUUUCUCUUCUCCCCCUCCCCCCUCCCCCCUCUCAAAUCUCCUCUCCCCUAGCCACUUAGGAAGGCCUGAUACUCAGGCUAUGACAAGAAAGGCUUGAUGCUCUUGGGAAAAGGGUACAGAGGGCAGAUAAAUAGGGAAAACCAAAGAACAGUUUAAAGAGAAGUUCAACCUGCAUGACAGCUGUGACUGUGUUUUGUUUUUGGCACCAAACAAUGGAAAACUCCCUGGAAAACCCAGAAUUAAAUAUUGAAACAAGUAUCCUAAAACCGUUAAAUACUUGAAAAAAGUAGCUCCAUGCAAAAAUACUGCUUAAAAUGAGUUCCUUCUUCUUCGUGUGCAUUGUUGCAGUAUAUACCAGCAAUGAGGGAUAAUUUGCAGUAUUGUGUGAUGACUGUGACAUAACUUUAUCAUAUAUUUGCAGCAGAUUGCAGUAGAUAUUCUAGCCUAUUAUGCAGGAGUAUACCAGUUUGACAGAGUGAAAAGUUGUAAGUGCGCAUUCUCACAAUGGAACAAAAAAAAUGUACAAGAAAUUAUAGCUCAAAAUGACAGAACAUUUUAUUUUAAGCUAAAUUCCUUGUUUGAUGGUUUAACAGAUAUUUGUGGAUGUUUUGCAUGCAUUUUCCUUGCUGUUCCUUGCUUCUGCCUACUUCCUCAUAUAAAUAAUAAUGAUAAUGGUUAUUAUCAAUAUUAUUAACUAUUAUAAGUGAUUUUACUUGACCUGUGAAACAGAUACUAACAGCUACUGCAAAAUAGCUACUAGUGAACAAAAGAAGACAAUAACAUUGUAAUUUGUGAGGUUUUU
Messenger RNA from Porites lobata, 22246 nucleotides. The record is from the annotation of a GenBank genome assembly. NCBI's taxonomy places the organism in Eukaryota, Metazoa, Cnidaria, Anthozoa, Scleractinia, Poritidae.